AAACAUGGCGUCAGGGCAGACACGCAAGAUGCUGGCGCUCACUCGCUGUGCCAUAUAUCUGUUAUUAUUACUCGUUCCUGGAGCGAUCUCCUCCACGCUGCGACUUCACCAUGACCAGAGAUUCAUGCCACCACAGGACAGGGGUUUCUCCCUAGUGCGUGCACACCUGGAGCAUGCAGAGAGUCGCGUCGUGCGUCUGGAGAGAGAAGUCAGGGAGGCUUCAUCAUCCGCGCACCAGCAUCGCGUUCGGCGGAAUGCUGCUGGAUCACCCGUGCCAAAGGUUUAUGGAAGGGCCAACCUGAAUGACUCUCAUAAUCAAAUGGUUGUCCAUUGGGCCGGGGAGAAGAGCAACGUCAUAGUAGCGUUAGCAAGAGACAGCGCCGGUGCCACAGAUCCCAAGACCAGCUCUGUGUACGUGUCUUAUGACUAUGGAACCACCUUCACCCAGGUAUCAGAGAAAUUUAAACUGUCUGGGGACCAGAAGGGCAAGAAACAGGUCAUAUCGCAGUUUUACCACAGCCCCGCUGACAACAAACGAUAUCUAUUUACUGACACCACGAACAGUUACCUGUGGAACACCUUUGACUUCUUCAAUACUGUUCAGGGUUUCUCCAUCCCAUUCAAACCCACAGACUUACUGCUGCACAGUAAGAGGCCUAACCUGGUCCUCGGUUAUGACAGUUCUCAUCCCAAUAAACAGCUGUGGAAAUCAGAUGACUUUGGUGAGACGUGGGUGUUAAUACAGGAGCAUGUGAAGUCCUACUUCUGGGGUGUAGAGCCAUACGACAAUCCCACCACAGUGUUUGUCCAGCGCCACGAGCCCCAGGGAGACUCCAGCAUCCUCAGCAGCACGGACUUCUUCCAGGACGAGCAAAACCGCCGAGUUAUCUUGGAGAAGGUGGACAGCUUCCAGCUACGGGACAAGUACAUGUUUGCCACUACCACCAGGACAUUGUUUGGGAGCCCUGAGUCUCAGUCUGUCCAGCUGUGGGUUUCCUACAACCGGCAGCCAAUGAGAGCAGCUCAGUUUAACACCCGCCACCCCAUCACGGAGUACUACAUAGCAGAUGCUUCGGAGGACCAGGUGUUCGUAUGCGUGAACCACAAUAAUAACGUUACACACCUGUACAUCUCCGACACACAGGGCCUGGCCUUCUCACUGUCCCUAGAGAACGUGUUGUACUUUAGCCCUGAUGGCUCCGGAAGCAACACGCUUAUCAGGUACUUCGCCAACGAGCCGUUUGCAGAUCUCCACCGGGUCGAGGGGCUGAGGGGUGUGUUUGUGGCCACUCUGAUCAAUGGAUCAGUCACUGAGGACAACAUGCGAUCAGUCAUCACAUUUGAUAAAGGAGGAACCUGGGAGCUUCUGCUGCCACCUGCGGCUGACAGCCUGGGAGGAACCAUAGACUGCCAGGCUCUGGCUGGUCCUCAUUUCUACACCUGGGGAGAUCAUGGAGGGAUCCUGAUGGCUAUCGCACAGGGUGGCUCCACCAGAACACUCAAGUUCAGUACUAACGAGGGAGAAACCUGGAAAGAGUUCCAGUUCUCAGAGCAGGAGGUAUAUGUGUACCAACUUCUGACUGAACCGGGUGAAAAGAGCACCAUCUUCACCAUCUUUGGCUCUUACGCGGAUCAGAAACACAGCUGGCUCAUUGUGCAGGUCAACGCUAGUGAUGUGCUUGGCGUGCCGUGCUCGGAUGGUGACUAUAAACACUGGUCUCCUUCUGACGAAAUGGGAAAUGGCUGUCUGCUCGGCAGAGAGAUGGUGUACAAGCGGCGCUCUCCUCACGCCACCUGCUUCAACGGCGAGGACUUCGACAGGCCUGUCACUCUAUCUAAUUGCUCCUGCACUCGACAGGACUAUGAGUGUGACUAUGGGUUUAAACUGAGUGAGGAUCUGUCUCUCGAGGUGUGCAUGCCUGAUCCUGAGUUUUCUGGAAACCUUUAUGCCCCACCAGUACCCUGUCCGGUGGGCACCACUUACCGCCGCAGCAAUGGGUACAGGAAGGUUUCUGGAGACAGCUGCAGUGGGGGAGACGUUGAAGCUCGGCUGAAUGGAGAAAUGCUGCCCUGUCCUGUGGGAGAGAGUAAUGAGUUUAUCCUGUAUGCGGUGAGGAGCUCCAUCCACCGCUAUGACCUGGCCUCAGGUACAGACCAGCCGCUUCCACUCUCGGGUCUCCAUGAGGCCGUGGCUCUGGAUUUUGAUUAUGAGAAGAACUGCCUAUACUGGGCUGAUAUUUCACUGGACACCAUAGAGAGACUGUGUUUGAAUGGAAGCUCUGGACAGGAAGUGAUUGUCAAAAAGGACCUACAAAACGUGGAGGCGCUCUCAUUUGACCCCAUCAGCAGGUUGCUGUAUUGGGUGGAUGCUGGUGCUCAGAAAAUCGAGGUGUCCAACUCUGAUGGAGACCUGAGACGCACUCUGGUCAAUUCUUCAGUGGUGGAGCAGCCUCGAGCCCUGACGCUCAUGCCAGGAGAGAGCUUGAUGUUUUGGACAGACUGGGGCGAUCGCGCAGCAGGCAUCUACCGCAGCUGGAUGGACGGUUCCAACAUCUCCUGCAUUGUGUCUGAGGCAGUUCACUGGCCCAACGGCAUAACAGCCGAUGAAUCAUGGCUGUACUGGACGGAGGCGUAUGGAGACCGCAUUGAAAGAGCAGACUUUAAUGGAGGCCGCCGUACUGUGAUAAUGGAGGGCCUGCCUCAUCCUUAUGCUAUUGCUGUUUUUAAGAAUGACCUGUACUGGGAUGACUGGUCUAGAAUGGGAAUCUUCAAAGCACCUAAAUCAGGCUCACCAGACAUUGAGAUGCUAGUGGGCGGACUGACAGGAGUGAUGGAUCUCAAGAUUUUCUACAAGGGAAAAAACAGAGGUCAGAAUGCUUGUGUGGAUCAGCCAUGCAGUCUUCUGUGUCUUCCCCAGCCUGGAAACAAGCAUCACUGUGUUUGCCCCGAUGGAGUUUCCACCACCAUCCUACCCUCAGGAGAGCAUCAGUGUCAGUGUCCCAGUGGAUACCAGCUCCACAAUAAUACAUGCAUUAAGACAGAACACACCUGCCUGCCAAACCAGCACCGCUGCGCUAAUGGGAAAUGCAUCAGCAGCAUCUGGAAGUGUGACAGUGACAACGACUGCGGCGACAUGAGUGAUGAACAGGAUUGCCCCACCACUUCCUGUGACCCUGCGGUCCAGUUCCGUUGCGUGGCCUCAGGCUCCUGCAUUCCACUGGCCUUCAAGUGUGACCAUGAGGAUGACUGUGGUGAUAACAGCGACGAGGAGCAUUGUGAGUCUCACAAGUGUGGCCCAGGAGAGUUCACCUGUGCAAGAGGUGUGUGUAUUCGGGACGCAUGGCGCUGCGAUGGGGACAACGACUGCAGGGACUGGUCAGACGAGACCAACUGUACUGCGGGUCACCACACGUGCGAGAGCAGUAGUUUCCAGUGUCACACGGGUCACUGCAUUCCUCAGCGCUGGGUGUGUGACGGAGAUGACGACUGCCAGGAUGGCUCCGACGAGGACCCUACCCAGUGUGGUAGAGAAAAGUGCAACGGCUUCUUGUGCUCUAAUGGCACCUGUCUGCCCGCCAGUGCUCACUGCAAUGGUGUGGAGGACUGUCCAGGAGGCGCUGAUGAGCAAAACUGCGGUCCACUCUGUGCACACUAUAUGGAGUUUGUGUGCAGAAACCGAGCACAGUGUCUGUUCCAGUCUCUGGUGUGUGAUGGUACCCGGCACUGCACCGAUGGAUCUGAUGAGGACCCAACGUAUGCUGGCUGCUGUGAGUCCAACAAAUUUGCUUACUGA
Molecule: messenger RNA, 3793 nt
Organism: Sinocyclocheilus grahami
Lineage: Eukaryota; Metazoa; Chordata; Actinopteri; Cypriniformes; Cyprinidae
Product: sortilin-related receptor-like
Exons: 27
Coding region: 5-3793 (1262 amino acids)
Biological process (GO): post-Golgi vesicle-mediated transport; protein retention in Golgi apparatus; protein targeting to lysosome
Cellular component (GO): Golgi apparatus; membrane
Molecular function (GO): protein binding
Source: RefSeq, a predicted model, not a curated record